Molecule: messenger RNA, 378 nt
Organism: Macrosiphum euphorbiae (potato aphid)
Lineage: Eukaryota; Metazoa; Arthropoda; Insecta; Hemiptera; Aphididae
Source: the annotation of a GenBank genome assembly
AUGAAUUACCAGGAUCAUUUGACUAAGUACGUAAUAUUGAAACCCUUAAAAUCAAAACGCGUUGAAGAAAUCGCUUAUAAUCUUAUCGAUAUUUAUACGUUAUUUGGGGCACCUGAAAUAUUGCAAUCCGAUAACGGGAGAGAAUUCGUUAAUUCGGUGAUUAAUGAACUUCAUAUAAUGUGGAAUGAAGUCAAAAUCGUUCACGGAAAGCCAAGACAUAGUCAAAGUCAAGGGUCAGUUGAACGAGCCAAUAGAGACGUCCAAGAAAUGCUAGCUGCUUGGAUGGGUGAUAAUAAUAGUUCCGAUUGGCCAUCCGCAUUAAGAUUUAUUCACUUAAAAAAAAAUAGAGCUUUUCAUUCAGGUACUAUUAAGUAUUAA